AUGUUUAAUCAAUUUCUGGAUCAUAUUAGAAAAAUAGAUCAAUUUGGGGUUGCCUUUUAACCUAAAAUCAAAUACUCUUCAAAUUAAUAUAAAACUGCAGUUGGUGGAAUAAUGUCAAUUAUUCUUUAUGGAUUGAGUUUUAGCUAUUUAUUAUAUAGCUUUGUUUAAUAUGCAUAAGGGAACAUUCUUCCAAAAAUUACAACCAUUUAAGCCAAAGCAGACCAAUAGAGUAUAAAAUUUGAGAACGAAAUAAUGUCUUUCAAGAUCAGGCCAGGAUAAGAUAAUUUUAUAAAUCCAUUUAAUCCAACGGCUUUGGUACUAUUACCUUUGGUGCUUCCAUUCAAAAAUAAUGAAAUACCACCUAGUUAAUAUUUUAACUUUGAAUAAAUCUAAUUUUAAGAGGACAAGAUCUCUAUAAGAAAUAUAGAUUUACAAUAUGGUGAUCUUACAUAAGAUGAGACAGAAUAAAUAAUUGCAUUUGUAGGAUGUAAGUAAGUUAAUUUACCUGCUCCAUUUGUAUGUGCUAAUGAGAGUAUUAGAGAUUAGUUCUUUGCUCAAUCUAGAAAUGCUAUAAUUGUUACUACUUAAGUAAAUUAAUUCAAUACCAAUAAAAGAACUUUGGAUGAAGUUGGUAAGGAAUAGGUUUUGGCAAUAGUUGACAAUUCCACAUAUUUUUAGACAACAAAUUUGAAUAUGUAGGAAUCAUAGGUAGAUACAGGAUUUUUAUUGGAAUCAAUAGAUAAAUUAAUUUAUGCUACUGAUUUUUAUUUAACUAAUUAACAAAUGGAUUAAUAAUAUUUUAGAACUACUUUUAAAUUUGAUGCUUAUUUGGUAUUUUAAAUAAGAAUUGGUAAAUUGAGAUAUUUUUAGAGUAUUCAAUAUCCAAAAAUAAGUGAAAUUUUAGCAGAUGCAGGUUCAAUUGCAUCAACAAUUCUUUUAUUAUCUUAUUUUGUUGUUCUUUGUAAUCAGAGUCUUUUAGAGAAAUAAUCUUUAAAUGAUAUAAUUUCAAUAUAUUAUCCAUAAUAUAAAGAUAUUUAGAUUAAGAAGACAUUUUAUGGUUAGAUAAAGGAGGUUUUAUAUGAGGGUAAAUAAUAGGAUAUAGAAUAAUUUAAAGAGUAUUAGAAGGAUUUACAAGAGAGGGCUGAUAAGAAAUUAUCAAUGUUAAAUUAAGUAUAUGAGAUUUCAAGAUUAUAAUUUAUGAUUACAAAUAUUUUAAAAUCUAAAGAAUAAUUAAGGUAAAGUCAUAAAAUAGGUAUUAAAUUAAAAUAAUUUGAAAUACAAAAAAUGAUGAAUAUGAAUGUAAAUUAAAUUGUAAUUAUAAAUCUAUAUAAUUAGAUACCUCAUUAAAAUUUGAAUUGCUCAACUGCAAAAUUAGCCAUUAUUGAUAGUCAAAGUGAUUCAUCUUAAAAUCUUAAAGUAGUAACAUAAAAAGAAUAACAUUAAAUUACAGUUGAAGAAUCUAAUGAUGAGAAUUAAUUAAAUGAUGAAGAUUUUGAGAUUCUAAUUCAACCUUAAGAAUUGGAAGAAUGA
Molecule: messenger RNA, 1530 nt
Organism: Paramecium pentaurelia
Lineage: Eukaryota; Ciliophora; Oligohymenophorea; Peniculida; Parameciidae
Source: the annotation of a GenBank genome assembly